CCUGCAUUCGACCAUUCGACCCGUCCCCGUCCUCCGAUUCUGACGUUUUACGCUUGUUUUUUUUUUUAACUCGAAGACGCAACGAUCGUUGCUCGGCGUAGUUGUGAUUCGGAGCAAAUUUUUAAGUACCUCUUGAUGAAAUUACGUAUACCUUAAGAUGAUGGUACGUGGAUAAACUCUGUACGGAUUUCCCAGCGAAACGAGACUUUUUCUUUCACGACUCGAACUCUCGCAGCUUUACGGCGUACUGCAUCUUCUCCCUCCUCCAAAUCGCCGUUGAAGUAAAUUUAAACUUCGCUGUUUUAUCCAAUUUUCGCACAAUGACGGAUGAUGGCGAAAAGGAAAAGCACAUGAAACAAUUGAAGCGCAAGAUGGAAUGCUGGCGAGAAAUAAUAUUGCCUUUGAAUUCUAUUCUGCUAUGGGAACGUAGCUGGCACCCUGGACUGAUUGUUGGACUUGUAACAAUGAUAUUCUGUAUCAUAUGGAUUCUAGAACCAACUCUACUGACAAUGAUAUCUAUAUGUCUGUUGAUAUUUGCUCUUGUUGAUUAUCUUGUACCAAUUUUGACCUCCAUCUUAUGCAAUGCACAAAGUUGGACUGGACAAAAAGAAAAGAAACUGAUUGAGGUCUGUCAAACUCUCUCGACUACAAUACUACAAAUACAAGGCGUAUGGGCGUCCAUCUCGAAAAUUCGACAUGAUCGCCCUAACAUCUACUACAGCGCAACAAUCCUCUGUCUUAUUCUCGUUGCAUGGAUUGGUAACGCAGUCAAUAAUUUACUUCUACUUUACAUCAUAGUGAAUGCAACUCUUCUCACUCCAGGAUUCAAACACAAAGGACGAGCGCGUUGGGCUGUGAGAUAUGCAUACAAUCAUUUAAUUCGUCGCCAUUUAUCAUAAUCAUUUAUUUCUAUAUGCGCCAUCAAAACUCUUCAUUCUGCAUACAUUCUGCCUUUAAUCUACCCUCGAUACUAAAUUUAUUCAUAUUACAUUCAUAUUACAUCAUGAAACAUUUUACGAAUUUACAUGUAUAUCUCGUGUACUAAUUUCAUUCUAUAAAGAAUAAUCAAAGUUCUCCACUUUCUAACCAAGUAAAAGAGAUCGAUAUAAUCUAGUACAUUAAAAAAUACAAUUACACUUUAUCAUUCUAAUUAUAAGGAUUAAUCUCUUAGUUGAUCUGUGAUUUUGUAUCUCGCAUAAUAGAGUUAUAAUCAUAAGUCUAUCGUAUUUGUUUCGUCACUUGUGUGUGAGAAUUAAUAAAAAAAGACUUAACCUUCACCAAA
Messenger RNA from Nylanderia fulva, 1282 nucleotides. It is a transcript of the gene Arl6IP1, whose product is annotated as ADP-ribosylation factor-like 6 interacting protein 1. NCBI's taxonomy places the organism in Eukaryota, Metazoa, Arthropoda, Insecta, Hymenoptera, Formicidae. Gene Ontology annotation, cellular component: membrane. The record is from RefSeq and is a predicted model, not a curated record.